Oryza sativa Japonica Group (Japanese rice) is the source of this 5291-nucleotide messenger RNA. Its product is annotated as protein FAR1-RELATED SEQUENCE 5. NCBI's taxonomy places the organism in Eukaryota, Viridiplantae, Streptophyta, Magnoliopsida, Poales, Poaceae. Gene Ontology annotation, molecular function: zinc ion binding. The record is from RefSeq and is a predicted model, not a curated record. Gene Ontology annotation, biological process: regulation of DNA-templated transcription.
UAUUACAAGCUCUAGCGCUUGAACUCAUUUGGGAAGAGACGCCAUGGAGCCGGGAAGCAUAGCCGAGCGUUUCAGAGAUAGGAGCAUACUCAUCACCGGCUCUACUGGCUUUCUGGCAAAAAGUACUCUAGAUUGUAUCUAAUCAUAGUUACAUGAGUAAAUUGUAUUUCGGGUCACCUUUUUAUUAUCGUAGUUUUACUUUGGAUCACCCUAAUCCAAUCUUUUUAUUUUAGAUUAAUUAGCUAAUGUUAUGUUUUACGUUUGUUAUACUUUAGAUCACUCCGACUCUCUUCUUUAGCCUUGUCCAUUCUAUACUCUCUCGUGAAGGUAUGACUUUUUCAGAUGUGAAGGAUUUCAUCGGCGUGCCAGAGCUGAUAUCCUCAAUGUCGUUCAUAUGGUUGGUUUUCUAUGGUUAAUAUGAAACAAACGUAAAUUUGGCUAGUCCAAAGUGGAAAUAUUAAACUAGAGUGGUCCAAAGUGAAACUACGGUAAUACAAGAUGACCUAAAGUUAAACUAACUCUAGUUAUAGACUGCAUAUUUAUAUAUACUCCAAUUCUUAAAUGCUAAUCUCUAGUUUUGAUUGAUUUUACUUUUGCAUCAUGUCAACUUUAACCGCUUAAAUGAGGGUUUGUUUGGUUUGCUACAAUACCAAAAUAUUGGUAAUUUAUACCAAAAUCUAGGCAAUAUUUGGUAGCACCAAUUUUUUGACAAUUUAUGUACGUUAUUGGUAUAAUUUGGUAUCAAUACAAAAUAACCCUAUAUAUUUUUUUACGCUGAUCGUCAUCCUAUAGCAAGCCAUCCCUUCCACAAACUCAUAUCUUGGGAAAGCCCCAUUCGUAUCGCGAUGGAGUCAUACAAAUUAUGUGCAUGACUUCACUAUCUAAGGUUUAAAUUUUAUUUGUAAAUAUUAUGCACACAUAUGAGUGCUUUGACUAAAUGCAUUAAAAGUUAUUUUAGUCACCAGUAAAAAUGUUUAUGGUGGCAGGUAGUAAUUAAAAUUAGUUACUAAGUAGGUACUCCCUCCAUUCCAUAAUAUAAGGCACAGCCACUUUUCUUAGAUGUUCCAUAAUAUAAGACAUGUAUACAAGCAUGCAAUUAACCAUAACAUCUUCUUCAUUAAAUUACUAUUUUUUAAAAUCCUCCACUCUCAUGUUAUCUAAUCCUAUUGGAUGCAUGCAUUAUAUUUAUUAGGAUGAUCCAAACUACAAGAUGAUAAUAGUUAUUUCUUGGUCUUUGGGUUAAGGGUGGUUGUGCCUUAUAUUUUGGAACGGAGGGAAUAUCUGUGGACAUACUUCAAGAUCCUAUAUCGAUAUUAUUUGUCGUGGGUUUUUCUUUUUAUCAUAAGAAAUUGUAUCUACCAUGCAUGUUUAUAUAUUUAUGUGUUGGUGGAGAAGAUACUGCGAGUUCAGCCGGAGGUGAGGAAGCUCUACCAGCUGGUGCGUGCUCCAGACGCCGCAGCUGCCGAGGAGCGUGUUCUCACAGAGGUUGUUGGAAAAGGUCUAUUUGAUGUUCUGCGAAAACAACACGGUGCUGCUUUCUACUCCUUCAUCAAGAAAAAAAUAUGCCCUCUAGCUGGAGAUGUCAUGCAUGAAAACUUUGGACUUGGGAGCUCUGAGAUCCUGCGGUUAUCACACGAGGUCGACAUCAUCGUCAAUGGAGCUGCAACGACCAACUUUAUGGAUAUAUAUAUAUAUAUAUAUAUAUAUAUAUAUAGGAAGGCUAUUAUGUACUCCCGGGAGUACAUACUCCCUACCCUCAUACCGUUGAUUACCUUUGAGAUUUGUACCUGAUAACGGGUUAGCAGUGAAGGGGACGUGCGGUAUCUACCCAUUAGUGGAUCGUGGAUGGCAUUUUGUUUUAAAAAUUGAAUUAAUUGACUGCUCGUGUAUAACUAAUCCCUGAAGAAUCGGUCUGUACGCAGGUAGUGGGCGGUGAGGAAUGGUAUUUAAAUCAUCAAACCACAUACUGCUUCAUUUGUUCAGGGCUGCAGGAACUUGGUUUGGACCUCCGUAGUCCAGCUCGAGGAUACGCCGCCGCGCGGCGGUGCUGAUUUAGGAUGGAUAAACAAGUGAAGAACCACAGACCUUCUGUUGGUACGGAUGGAUCAAGGGAAAUUCUUAUGGACGAGCGCAACCCUACCAUGGACAUAGUAGAUGGUAUUAGUCAAUCUGUCCAUGAUUCACAACCGGAUGGUGGUCAGUCAAGCCGUGUAGCAAUGGAGGAGGACGUGCCGUCGCGGGUUGGCUCACAUGAUUCAGGGCAUGGAAUUCCAGAGACAAGAAAUUUGGUCCCUUCACUGGAUUGGACAGAAGGAAACCCAUAUGAAAAAGAAGGAGCUGGGAUACCGAUGGAAAGAAUGGUGGUAGAUAAUGUUGAUAGCAGUGCUGUCAUACCUCCUGAGUAUGCUGAUCCUCAAAUUCUUACUCCGAUGCUGGGACAAAGAUUUAAGACUGAGAGGGAUGCCUAUAAUUUUUAUAAUGUUUAUGCUGUUAGUAAAGGAUUUGGGAUACGACUGGACAAAGAUCGCAUGAAUACUGAAAAGCAGAGAACAAUGCGGCAAAUAUGUUGUUCUCACCAGGGGAGGAACCCAAAAACCAAGAAGCCUUCCGUUCGAAUUGGGUGCCCAGCAAUGAUGAAGAUAAAUAGGUCUGGAGCUGGUAGUGGCUGGUCAGUAACAAAGGUUGUUUCUACGCACAACCAUCCUAUGAAAAAAAGUGUAGGAGUUACUAAGAAUUAUCAGUCGCACAAUCAAAUAGAUGAGGGGACUCGUGGUAUUAUUGAAGAGAUGGUAGACAGUAGUAUGAGUCUUACAAAUAUGUAUGGUAUGUUGUCUGGGAUGCAUGGCGGACCUUCCAUGGUUCCAUUCACGAGAAAAGCUAUGGAUAGGCUUGCUUAUGCAAUUAGGCGGGAUGAGAGCAGCGAUGACAUGCAAAAAACACUUGAUGUCUUGAAGGAUUUGCAAAAAAGGAGCAAGAAUUUCUUUUAUAGUAUACAAGUUGACGAGGCUUGCCGUGUGAAGAACAUAUUUUGGUCUCAUGCUGUGUCCAGAUUGAACUUUGAGCAUUUUGGUGAUGUCAUCACAUUUGAUACUACCUACAAAACAAACAAGUAUAAUAUGCCCUUUGCACCAUUUGUUGGUGUAAACAAUCACUUUCAGAGCACCUUCUUUGGUUGUGCCCUGCUUAGAGAAGAGACUGAAGAAUCAUUUACAUGGUUAUUCAAUACAUUCAAAGAGUGCAUGAAUGGGAAGGUUCCUAUUGGAAUAUUAACAGACAAUUGUCCUUCCAUGGCAGCUGCCAUUAGAACAGUAUUUCCCAAUACAAUCCAUCGUGUGUGCAAGUGGCAUGUACUGAAGAAAGCAAAGGAAUUUAUGGGGAACAUAUACUCCAAGCGUCAUACAUUCAAGAAAGCAUUUCAUAAGGUUCUUACGCAGACACUAACAGAGGAGGAGUUUGUUGCGGCUUGGCACAAACUGAUUAGAGAUUAUAAUCUGGAAAAAAGUGUUUACUUGCGUCACAUAUGGGACAUAAGGCGUAAAUGGGCAUUUGUAUAUUUUUCCCAUAGGUUCUUUGCUGGGAUGACUACUACACAGAGAAGUGAGUCUGCAAACCAUGUGUUUAAGAUGUUUGUGUCACCCUCUAGCUCUAUGAAUGGCUUUGUUAAGAGGUACGACCGGUUUUUCAAUGAGAAGCUGCAAAAAGAGGACUCGGAGGAAUUCCAAACCAGUAAUGACAAGGUUGAAAUUAAAACAAGGUCACCGAUAGAGAUUCACGCAUCCCAAGUAUAUACUAGGGCUGUUUUCCAAUUGUUCUCUGAGGAGUUAACCGAUAGUCUAUCUUACAUGGUGAAACCUGGGGAGGACGAAAGCACCGUGCAAGUUGUACGGAUGAACUCGCAAGAAUCAUUCCUUAGGAAGGAAUAUCAGGUGUCUUGUGAUUUGGAAAGAGAGGAAUUUUCAUGCGUUUGCAAGAUGUUUGAGCAUAAGGGGAUUCUGUGCAGCCACAUCUUAAGGGUACUUGUUCAGUAUGGUUUGUCAAGAAUUCCAGAGAGGUAUAUAUUGAAAAGAUGGACGAAGGAUGCUCGGGAUACUAUACCACCUCAUCUACAUGGGUACAAAGAUGAUGUCGAUGCUUCACAAUCGAGGAGUUACAGACAUGUAAUGCUGAAUAGGAAGACUGUGGAGGUGGCUAAGAUUGCUAACAAAGAUGUGCAGACAUUUAAGAUGGCAAUGACAGUCAUGAAUAAGCUUUUGGAGGACAUGAAAAAUCAGUUAUCUUUGGAUGAUGGUGACAAUAGUAGAGAAGCUCCGAAGCGAGCAGCUAGGCAUAAAUCAAGGUCUACUGUAUUGACUGAAGAUGGAAACGAAGAAGUUGGUGGAGGUGAUGAGGACAGUGAGUAUGACGUGCCAAGUGAGGACGAGGGUGGAAAUUUGACUGCUGAUAUACUUCCACCGUUGAAAAAGAAAAGCAGAGGAAGACCUAAGGUGAAUAGGUAUAAAUCGGGUGGUGAGGUUGCCAGCCUGAAAAGAAGAAAAGAAGUAGGGAUUGAGAAGAAGAACACAACCAAUGAGUGUGAGUCCGUUGAAGAAGAAAACCAAGUCAUUGAUCAUGAGGAUGAAGUGCCCUUUCCUCGUAGGUUUUGCCACACAUGCCACGAAGCUGGUCAUAAUUCGCGGACUUGCGGCCGGACAUCUACGUACAAGAGAAAACUUUAGAAUAUGGUUCCCUGUAGUUUAGUUGGGACUCCUCUGAUUGUUAGAAGUUGUUUUGUUUUAAGUACGUGAACAAAUUUUUGAGAGGCGUGUGUUUUUUCAUCCUAUGAGCAAUUUAUUAAGAUUAUGUAACUUGUGGAUUGGUCAGUAUAUUCGACCUUAAGUAAAGUAUGCUUCUAGUAGUAAAUUGUGUCUUUUUUGGGUAGUGUAUUUGCACCGGUUAAAAAUGGAUGUCUGCUGUAAUUAGUUUCAUUUGGAUGAUGGUGCUUUCUCUAUAAAGAGAGAAAGAGAUAUAGUAUACUGGUAUUUAUGACGAUCAUUGUUUGCAAAAGGAGUGUGAUUUGGUGUGGAUAUGAGUUGUUUUUUUUAGGUAUGGAGAUAGAAAUUAGCUGUGCAAUGUAUUGAAUCCUCCCGUUCACUGAAAUGGACAUAAUGAUCGAUAGCAAUUGACUCGUUAUCACGCAGAGUCAAUGACAUAAUUUACGCAGAGUCACCGCAUAUAUUGAAUCCUCCCGUUGAAAAUGAUAAAUGGAAGUAAAUGACAUACUGUUAUUGUUUGGCAUAGUGAAUAAUUUCCAU